GACAACGACGCGCGCGGUGCCGCCAUUUUGCAAUCCUUCAUUUCAUUAUUUCAUUAGUAACGUGGUGAUGUGAUUUUAACUAAAAUAAUUUAAUAAUUGUGUUGUGCUUACAAAUGAGAUCAAGUUUACAUUAGUCAUACACUUUCCUGUGAAACAUUAAGUCACAAUGUCGCGGCACGGCGAUUGCAAAGUGUACGUCGGAGAUUUAGGCAACAACGCUAGCAAACCGGAGUUGGAAGAUGCAUUCUCAUACUACGGCCCGUUGAGAAACGUAUGGGUCGCCAGGAAUCCACCCGGCUUCGCUUUCGUUGAGUUUGAAGACCCCAGGGAUGCGGAAGAUGCGAUUCGAGGCUUGGAUGGUAGGACAAUUUGUGGGCGUCGCGCUCGCGUGGAGAUGUCUAACGGGAGCCGGGGCUACGGGGGCCGGGGGCCGCCGCCGCGCUCGCGCAUGCCGCCGCGCCCCUAUGACGACAGGUGCUAUGACUGUGGAGACCGCGGCCACUACGCGCGGGACUGCUCGCGACGUCGCCGCCGCAGCCGCUCCAGGUCGCGCAGACGCUCGCGCUCCCGCUCGGCGCGCUCGGGCUCGCGCUCUCGCUCCCGCUCGCGCUCCAGGUCUCGCUCCAAGGCGCGCUCCAUGUCGCGCUCAAGAUCCCGCUCCCCAAGCAAGGAUUCCAAGAAGUCCAACUAGUACCUUAACACCACAUUACAAUAUACUAACUGAACAAUUACAAAUUAUUGACUCGCUUGCAGUAUUUUUUAGCUUAAUUACUGCUAUGACGUUAUUUUUUAAGUGUAAGUUCGUCGCAUUGACCUAAUAAACCUGUGUUGGUUGUAACUUUUAGAUGAUGCAGAAUGUCCUAACAUCCUGUCUUAAUUUGAUCAUUCCCACAAAUACAAUUUAUUAAUUUGUUGCAUACUGUGUGUAAACAAGAUGAGAAGUCAAUAAAUUGGGUAUUAGUGUAUAA
This is a messenger RNA of Plutella xylostella (diamondback moth), 968 nucleotides long. Its product is annotated as serine/arginine-rich splicing factor 3. The record is from RefSeq and is a predicted model, not a curated record. Lineage: Eukaryota; Metazoa; Arthropoda; Insecta; Lepidoptera; Plutellidae. Gene Ontology annotation, molecular function: RNA binding; zinc ion binding.